Messenger RNA from Heteronotia binoei (common prickly gecko), 2799 nucleotides. RefSeq names its product phosphatidylinositol 3,4,5-trisphosphate 5-phosphatase 2-like. Gene Ontology annotation, biological process: phosphatidylinositol dephosphorylation. The record is from RefSeq and is a predicted model, not a curated record. Lineage: Eukaryota; Metazoa; Chordata; Lepidosauria; Squamata; Gekkonidae. Gene Ontology annotation, molecular function: phosphatase activity.
AUGUCCAUUCCCACUGCAUCUGAUUUUGAGGUUCUGCACGUCUUCCCAGCAAAGGCAUGCAAAGCUCUGCUGCAGCUGGCCACAAAAGCAAGAAAGGGGAAGCGUGGCUGCAUGCAAAUGCAGAGGCUUGCCCUCGCAUCUCGAGGCCGCAUUUCUGCUGCAAGCACGUCCCAGCCCGAAAGGCUUGUUUCAAUUGGAGGCGCGACGCCGCCUCCGGGCAGCCGGGCUGGUGGCGAGGGCCGCCCGUGCCGCGCUCCUCCUCCUGCGGCGCGCUCUCCUUUCCGGGGCCUGGCGCGGCUCCUCCGCCUCCUGCGCUCCGCCUCCCGCCCGCCGUGGGGCUCCCCUCCCCGCCGAGGCCGCCAGUUCCCGGCGCUGCAGGAGGAGGCGGCGGCGGCGCAGCAUGAGCCGGCGGCGUCGGCGAGCCUGGAGCGGGGCGCCCCGGGCGGGUUGCGCGCAGCGGAGGCGCUGAGCAUGGCUCUGGGCGGCGGCUGCGGGGCGGCCGCGGGCGGAGUGGCUUCGGCGUCUGGGGCGCCGCUGUGGUACCACAAGGACCUGAGCCGGGCGGCGGCCGAGGAGCUCCUGGCCCGGGCCGGGCGCGACGGCAGCUUCCUGGUGCGCGACAGCGAGAGCGUGGCCGGCGCCUUCGCCCUCUGCCUGCUAUUCCAGAAACAUGUCCACACCUAUAGGAUUUUGCCAGACGAAGAGGAUUUCCUGGCUGUGCAGACGUCUCAGGGGGUCCAGGUGCGCCGCUUCAAGACCUUAAGCGACCUCAUUGCCUUAUACCUGCAGCCGAACCAGGGCCUCGUCUGCACCCUCCUCUUCCCUGUGGAGCGGGAGAAGGAGAAGGAGUACGUGGAAGACAGGGACUAUUCAGACGGGGAAGAUGAGAAGCCCCCGUUGCCUCCCCGCUGUGGAUCCACCAGCAUUUCUUUUGGCAGCGCCACCGCUGGCGGGGCUAGCAACACCCCUGCGGUGCAGGACGGAAUCCUUGAAAGCACCACCAACGGCCUCAGCACCGUUUCCCACGAAUACCUGAAAGGGAGCUACUCCCUGGAUCUGGAGGUGGUCAGAGCCGGAGCCAGCAGCCUGCCCCACCUCAACAAGACGCUCGUGGCCUCCUGCAAGCGGCUCCACAGUGAGGUGGACAAAGUCUUGUCUGGCUUGGAGAUCCUCUGCAAGGUGUUUGACCAGCAGAGCUCUUCCAUGGUCUCCCGCAUCUUGCAGCAGACAGCUGGCCAGACGGGGGAGCAGGAACUGGAGAGCCUUGUGCUGAAGCUGUCCGUCUUGAAGGACCUUCUGUCCAGCAUCGAGAAGAAGGCCUUGAAAGCUCUCCAGGAUAUGAGUUCCACCCCACAGUCUGGACUCGGCCAGCCUUCGUCCCGAAAAGCGAAGAGCUUUCCUGUGCAAGCCUUUGAGGUGAAGCUGGACCUGACCUUAGGUGACCUCACCAAGAUCGGGAAGUCCCAAAAGUACACCUUGAGCGUGGACGUGGAGGGCGGGAAGCUGGUGGUGCUGAAGAAGCAGAAAGACUCUCAGGAAGACUGGAACACCUUCACCCAUGAGAAGAUCCGCCAGCUGAUAAAGUCCCAGCGGGUGCAGAAUAAACUGGGGAUCGUCUUCGAGAAGGAGAAAGACAAGACCCAACGGAAGGAUUUCAUCUUUGUGAGCGCCAAGAAACGGGAGGCCUUUUGCCAGCUCCUGCAGUUGAUGAAGAACAGACAUUCCAACCAGGACGAGCCAGACAUGAUUUCCAUCUUCAUCGGUACUUGGAACAUGGGCAGCGUGCCGCCUCCCAAGAACAUCAACUCGUGGUUUGCCUCGAAGGGCCUCGGCAAGACGCUGGAUGAAAUGACGGUCACCAUCCCCCACGACAUCUACGUGUUUGGCACCCAGGAGAACUCCCUGGGGGACAAGGAGUGGGUGGACUUCUUGCGGGGGGUCCUGAAGGACUUCACGGAGAUGGACUACCGGCCGAUAGCCAUGCAGUCCCUCUGGAAUAUUAAGAUUGCUGUCCUGGUGAAACCGGAACACGAGAACCGGAUCAGCCACGUCAGCACCUCGAGUGUGAAAACGGGGAUUGCGAACACUCUAGGCAACAAGGGAGCUGUCGGGGUGUCUUUCAUGUUCAACGGCACCUCCUUUGGCUUUGUCAACUGUCACCUCACCUCGGGCAAUGAGAAGACAGCCAGGAGGAACCAGAAUUACCUGGACAUUUUGCGCCUCCUCUCCCUGGGCGACAAGCAGCUCAGCUCCUUUGACAUCUCGCUGCGCUUCACCCACCUCUUCUGGUUCGGGGACCUUAAUUACCGUCUCGACAUGGACGUUCAGGAGAUCCUCAACUACAUCAACCGGAAGGAGUUUGAGCCGCUGUUGAAGGUGGACCAGCUCAACCUAGAGAAGGAGAAACACAAGAUCUUCUUGCGAUUCAGUGAGGAGGAGAUCACCUUCCCUCCCACGUACCGCUACGAGAGGGGAUCCCGAGACACCUACGUGUGGCACAAGCAGAAGCCCACCGGGGUGAGAACCAACGUUCCGUGGUGUGACCGCAUCCUCUGGAAGUCCUACCCAGAGACCCACAUCAAUUGCAACUCUUACGGGUGCACGGAUGAUAUUGUGAGCAGCGACCACUCCCCUGUCUUUGCGGCGUUUGAAGUUGGAGUGACGUCUCAGUUUGUUUCCAAGAAAGGACUUUCCAAAUCUUCGGACCAGGCGUACAUCGAGUUCGAGAGCGUAUGAGGCCAUCGUGAAGACGGCGAGCAGGACAAAUUCUUCAUCGAGUUCUACUCACAUGCCUAGAAG